This is a messenger RNA of Podarcis raffonei (Aeolian wall lizard), 3955 nucleotides long. RefSeq names its product meckelin-like. Gene Ontology annotation, biological process: cilium assembly. Bases 55 to 2571 code for a protein of 838 amino acids. NCBI's taxonomy places the organism in Eukaryota, Metazoa, Chordata, Lepidosauria, Squamata, Lacertidae. The transcript has 24 exons. Gene Ontology annotation, cellular component: ciliary transition zone; MKS complex. The record is from RefSeq and is a predicted model, not a curated record.
UCCGGCCAGCCAGGCUUAUCCAGUCCACAACUCCUUUCUCCAGAGGGAAUAAAUAUGGGAGAGAAACUAACACCUAACUUCUUGAAGGAGCCUGAGUUGAGAAUGCCACUUCACUUGGCCUGCCUCCUCUUCUGUCUCUGCUUGCUUUACCUCCCUCACGGCUCCGCUCCUCAAAUUAUUGGGGGUGUUCCUGUUUUGUCAGGCCCACCAAGGAAAUGUGGGACCGAAGAAUUCUUCAAUAUUGAGACGGGCCAGUGUGGCUCCUGCACUCAGAAACAGAUGCAGAGCCCUGAUGGCUUGGAGUGCGUUUGUGUAGCUGGACUGAAUGAGACAAAUAAGCAGCCAUCACCUCUCGACUGCCGUGGCUGUAGUAACCUGCCCCCCAACACACUCUGGGAAUCCAUGUUCCUUGACGGCAGUUUCCUGAGUUGCAACAACACCUGCAAUGUGACGGCCUGCCAAAUUCUCACAAACAUGGUCAUUUUGGAAGCCUUCUCUUUACAAAACCGGGCCUAUGAUCUCUAUAUGAAGACCAAAAGCCAAGAUCUUCCAAAGCUGUGGUACGGUAGUCAUGGAGGAACUUCCCCUCGGAUGGUUUUUGGGAAGACUUCGAAGAUUGACUUUAAGGUCAUAAAGUACAAUGUGCUUGGAAAGUUCUUAGGCUGGGAAGACGUGAGAGGAGCGACGUUGCAACUCUGCCCAGACAGACAGAGUGUCAUGGAUGCUGCCUUUGUGUUUGGAACAUCAUACAGCCAGUCUUGCACCCUCGACAUCUCGGCUCUACUGCAAGGUGUCCCUGAACCUGUCUUUUAUGAGAUGUUCUUACAGUUUGAGGAUGAAGAAGGACAUGUCCGACUGUGGCCAGUCCCUGUAGAGAAUCCAGCAAUCCUUACAAACAACCAAGCAUCCCAUCUCCGAAGAUUCUUUCUGGUUGAUGGGCUCUCUGGCAGAAAAGUAAACCUGACAAAUGUCCCAGCGACUGUUACAUUUGCAGCAGAAUUGAUCCUCAGUGUAUACCUGCCAACCGGGACUCCUGGAGGAGACAACCCCCCUUUCCUGCUGACAGUGAAAUAUGCAACGCGGAGCAGCACUGGAGUCGCUCAGGUGUCAUUUUCAGUCUCUUAUAUUCAGGAUCCUGGGACGGCUCAGCAAGCUACAGAUAUUGCAUUUGGAGCCCUGGGAUUCCUUGCAAUCAUCUAUGCCUUGCUGGAGACCAGCACUUGGACCCGGAGAUCUCGACUUCCAAACAUAAGCUUUAUGGUCAUAGUGAAAUUCUUUGCCAACUUCAGCGGAUCUCUAGCAAAUGUCUUUUUCAUGGUCAGCCUUGGAAUUGGCAUUUAUUGGCUCAUAGUUUUCAAGGGUCAGCAGUUUUCUGCAGUUGAGAGGACACUGCCCACUGCUGGGAGCCAAAUAGAGACCAACUUUAUCAUCUACUUGUUGUCUGCUCUUGUGUUAAAGAGCUUGGACCUCAUACAUAUUCUGAUAACCCAGUUAACAGUUUCCAUCUUCCUGAUAGACUGGGAGAAGCCAAAGGAGAGAGGAACGGCAAAAGCAUCUAUGGGAUAUCAGAAGGCUACUUCCUCUGUGAGUGCCUGGAGAACUUUUCUGAUCGCUAAUGAGUGGAACGAGAUCCAGACCCACAGAAAAGUGAACCCUUCACUCCAGUUGUUUGCCGUCUUGCUGCUACUGGAGGUGGUGGGGCUUAAGAAUCUCACAUCAAGAGACCUGAAUGUGAAUCUGCACCCGGGACCAAAUGCCUAUCAUGCUCCUUGGAGCCCAAUUCUUCGGUUUGGGAUUGCUGCUUCUGUUUGGCUGGCAGUGGGGAUUGUACAGGUGCUGUUUUCUGUUGGGUUAUAUGAGCGGUUUGUAGAGGACAAGAUUCACCAGUUUGUUGAUCUUUGUUCCCUGAGCAAUGUGUCAGUGUUCAUUUUGACACACAGAUGUUAUGGAUUCUACAUCCAUGGGAGAAGUGUCCAUGGACAGGCAGAUGUGGGCAUGGACACCAUGCUCACCUAUAUCAGGAAGGAGGAGGAGAACCUCUGUGCUCUGAGAGGCCUGGAGGCCUACUCUGAUGUGCAAACAUUUGAGGUGCUUCUUACAGACAGGACUCGAGCAUUCUAUGACAGAAUAACUCUAUCUUUCAUGGAGGUUACCAGAGGAGCCCACAUCCGACCUGACCUUCACAAGCAGAGACUAAAUGGCUACUUUGCCUUGAAUCGCUUUCUGGUCUCCUUUUUUGAACAUAGAUACAAAGAUAUGGACUACAUGGUGAAGGACAAAUUUUUCCUGGAGCGGAUCAUGGACAUGGAAUUCCAGGAACCAGGGGACAUUUCCACUCUCUAUAAUGAUGACCGUGCUUUAUUUAGCAGAACACUUUUCUACAGUCAUGAACUGGUGCUGCUGCUCUUUGAACUCCUUGUCUUCUCUGCUGUAGAUUUGGCAGCACAGGAUUUUGUAUUGUCAACAAUUGUGACCUUUGUCGUGCAAAAGUUUGUGAAGAUGCUUCGCAACACACUUGGAAGGAGGAACCUCGCUGAGAAAACCUUGGUGGAGAAGCAAUUCCUAAUCUAGAACUGAACAACAAGCUGUUAAUCUUGAAUCUACAUUCCCUAGCUGGGGAGUUGCAGCUGCUAAUUGAAGAUGUAGUGAAACAUUUAGGACACCUUAUCUGUUCAGCCCCAGAACUGUGGCAUGCACAUCUUUCAUAUGAAUUACAGAACUCUGCCCAGGGAAUCUGUUCUUGCUUUCAAAGUUCAGUGCCAAAGCAUGUGAAGUAGCAUAAGUGCCUUUGAGCAUUGGCCAUGUAUCUUUCCCAAAGUAGCAAUGAAGUGACAGUAAAUAUUCACAUACCUAUUUUAAGUUGCAUGGCUUCCUAGCACACAUGGGCCUUAGCACUUCUUGGCUUGAAAUUUUCAGCACUAGUGGGUGUGAAUUGGUAAAAAAGCAAAACGAAACAAAACACCAAUACUGUGCUCCUGCAUGUUCCAACAGGACAAAAACAAUCACAGACCAUGGACUCUGCAGUCAGUUGCUGAACAGAAGGUAGUGGUUGGUCUGCAGCAGAGUGGCUUAAACAUGACUCAUGGGCUGCAUAUAAUAGUUUUUUGUGGCUCAACACCCACAACAUUGAUUAUUUUAAAAUCAAAAUUUUAAAAAAUGACUGCUCCCAUGGAUCCCUUGCUCUGAUUCUAUGAGGCUAACAGUUGUUUUUCUUAUCUUACUCGCCCUGCAAUGUUUUCGCAAUGUUUUCCUUCUUCAUCUUAGUAGUAGUAUUAGAAGUAUAUUGACUUUUACACUUUGGUCACACAUUCUGGCAUUCAGCCCCUGAAGGACUGACCAUGUGUUGAUGCAGCCCUUGCUAUGAAAAAGUUUAGUCACAACUGGAAGAGGUACUGUUCUUUUGUGUGAGAGAGCAUUAAAUUACACUUAUUUAGCACAUAUGGCUAGCCAGUCUAAAGGCCUCCUACCAGCCAGCCAAUCUCAGGUGCCCGGUUUUACACAACACCAUUCUCUUCUGUGUCUAAAGGGCAGUGUCUAAAAUGGUGUCCCAGGCAAGGAAUAUCUUCAGCUCUCCCCCUCCAAUUACCGGUAAUUGUUUUAAUACAUUGCGUUGUCCUGGCUGCAACAAAACAUGACUCUCCCACAUCAGUCUCUACAGCCAAAGCAGGCGGUGUAACCUUCCAAUGGUUUGACUUCACCCUCAAAGGCACACUCCUCCAUUGUAUCCUGAGAUAGACGGAUGCCAACAACAACACAUUGAGUUUUUAAAAAUCACGUUUGUGGCGCAUUUCAUGAUUUAUACUUGUAUGAGCUGAUUUGUGCACAUAGAUCUGAUCACAGUUCCUUACAAAGACUCUGGCACACGUACCAUUUGUUUACUGGCCAUUGAUGUUGUACAUUUUCUUAAAAAUUAAAAAGAUUAUGACGUAAUGCUGUCAUCAGCUUUACAAGUGAA